This is a messenger RNA of Kickxella alabastrina, 846 nucleotides long. RefSeq lists its product as uncharacterized. The coding region runs from base 103 to 651 and encodes 182 amino acids. The transcript has 2 exons. NCBI's taxonomy places the organism in Eukaryota, Fungi, Kickxellomycota, Kickxellomycetes, Kickxellales, Kickxellaceae. Gene Ontology annotation, molecular function: 3'-5'-RNA exonuclease activity; nucleic acid binding. Gene Ontology annotation, cellular component: mitochondrion. The record is from RefSeq and is a predicted model, not a curated record.
CUUUUUUAACACGCGCACCCCCUUUUCUGUUUCGCAACUACAUCUUAGCAACAACACAUUAUAUUAUAUUAUAUUAUAUUACAUUUGCCUUUGCCCUGAACAAUGUCAAAUACAACGCCAACCGUGCCGCCAUUGGUGUGGAUCGAUUGCGAGAUGACUGGUCUCGACUACGCCAACGACACGAUCAUCGAGAUUGCAUGCAUCAUCACUGACGCCAAGCUGAAUGGCCGCAACAUUGUCGUCCACCAGCCCAAGGAAGUGAUGGACGCAAUGAACGACUGGUGCAAGGAUCAUCAUGGAAAGUCAGGCCUAACCCAAAGUGUCCUGGACUCGACGACCACCAUGGCCGAGGCCGAGCAGGAAGUGCUUGCGUUGGUCAAGAAGCACUGGGCCAGUCCUCGCGCCGCUGUACUGGCCGGAAACUCUGUUCAUGCAGACCGCGCGUUCCUUGUUCGGCAGAUGCCCGAGCUGACAGAGUUUUUGCACUACCGCAUUGUCGACGUGAGCACAGUCAAGGAGCUGGCCAGGCGCUGGGACCCACAGGUGCUGGAGUCUGCGCCGCUCAAGAAGGAAGCGCACAGGGCUUUGGAUGACAUUAUCGAGAGCAUCGAGGAGCUUCGGUACUACAAGAAUAACUUUUUCUCGUGCUAGAGUCAAUGGCAUACGGGUUCCGUCGGCUAUCCGAUGCCGCAGUAAGUGGUAAAAGCCUGCCGGUCGGUAAAAAAAAACGUGGUUUUGAGCUUGCCCCCAUACUGGACUUCUAGCUUUUGCUGGCUCUGUGAUGCCAAAUUAUACACUGGUCGUCAGCCUUUAGUUUUGCUAUUCAAUUAUAAUAUACAACCACGC